Molecule: messenger RNA, 1368 nt
Organism: Ornithodoros turicata
Lineage: Eukaryota; Metazoa; Arthropoda; Arachnida; Ixodida; Argasidae
Product: doublesex- and mab-3-related transcription factor dmd-4-like
Exons: 5
Coding region: 173-958 (261 amino acids)
Biological process (GO): regulation of transcription by RNA polymerase II; sex differentiation
Cellular component (GO): nucleus
Molecular function (GO): RNA polymerase II cis-regulatory region sequence-specific DNA binding; DNA-binding transcription factor activity, RNA polymerase II-specific; protein binding
Source: RefSeq, a predicted model, not a curated record
GACUGUUUCUGUCUCGAUUGUGGUCCACCGAGAUGGGUCGUCAAGAUUCCUUUUCAGUCAAGGACCAACCACCAAUUUAUCAACGUGGUGCACGCAAUGUGUCUCAAUAUCAUCGAUGAAAAAGCGCCAAUGAAGUGAAGAAACAUUGUGGCUGACUGGAUCAUCCGCUGCUAUGAACGAACCUCCUCCAGAGGAAAACAAAGGAGCACGGAGACCCAAGUGCGCUCGCUGCAGAAACCACGGUCUCAUAUCUUGGCUCAAGGGACACAAGCGACAGUGCAGAUUCAGGGACUGUGCCUGCGCAAAGUGCAAUCUCAUCGCCGAGAGGCAGCGCAUUAUGGCAGCUCAGGUGGCCCUGAAACGUCAGCAAGCCGCCGAGGACGCUAUCGCGAUGGGCCUCAGAGCAGCGGCUACGGGAACGGCGUUGCCGUACCUUCCACCGGGCCCCAUCUUUGGGCUUCCCUUGGCUGCCCGUGCAAUGGCUCAAGCCAAGGGAAAGGCACGCGACGCCGCCAAGAGAACCAGAGAACCCUCCUCCAAUGAAGUCGAGAAAAGUACUUCCGAUACAGACGACGCAGCCCAUAGUCCACCAUCCGGGCCAUCUCCACGUUGCACGACACCAGUGCUCUGUCCAGACGGCCGGUUGAGUCCACCAUCUAUGUUGGCCCGCGUAUUUCCUCAACAUAAGCGUGGCGUCCUGGAGCUUGUCCUUCGUUCUUGCCAAGGUGACCUUCUGCGAGCCAUUGAGCAACUAGUGGCCCGCGUUCCGGCCCGCAGCGCCUUCAGACCCCCGAGUCCUCCAGCGGCUCACCAACAGUCCGCGGAUUUGUUCCUCACGAGGUCCGCUGGUCUUCCACUUAUGCCGGCAUUUACGCCGUACCCGCUUCUGUUACCGUGCCCUCCUGGUUGUGUUCAGUGCCGAGCGAGGGUCUUGACUUCAUCCGAAGUGACUUCUUAGGACACUCGUUACCGAUUCACGGAAGAGUGGAAGGAUCGGACGAUUCGUGGUCAUUUGAUGAUCGCGAUCAAGAUCGAAUAAAGGGCAAUUAGGAAGGCCAGCAACCCAAAAGUAGCUUUCUUUCACCCACAAUUUUCGUGCUGGUCGCAAGAAUCACGCAGUUGAAUAAGAAAUAAGAUUUACUCGAGUGCGUUCUUUGAAACGUCGUAAACUGUAACAGUUUCCGCGUAAUACUUUCUGCUGUGCAUGUUGAGGGCUAAACGGGGACACUCAAAAUAGUAUCAAUGUCAUCAACAUAUCAACGGGCCUCGAAUUAAAGUUUGCGUUAUUGCCUUCUAUUGAUAGUGGAAUUACAGUGAAUACUAUUCUCGUGUCUACAUGCUUUGUCAAUAAAGUCAUCGUGAUGUUCC